UGAAAACUGCAGUAUAUGAACUGUGCAAGUAACAAUAAUUGCUACAGUAAUAUUUUGUUGUAGUGUUUGUAUUUAGUUUAUUUUAAGUAAUUAGUAUAAGAUUUAGUGAAUUUGAAAAAUUAUUUAAUGAAUUAGUACAAGAUAUAACAACGCGUAUCAUUUGUACAUUAGUGAUAUUUGUAUUAUCGUGAACAUUUUUUCGAUUAGCUCACCUAACCAAAUUUCCACAUGUUUUUUUGUUUACUAACUACCAAAACUAGCAAAAAUUAAAAAUUUUAAUAAUUACAUCCAAUGCACUUUGGAAAUAAAUUAAGAUGAGUAAAAAACGUAACCGACAACCAGAUGCAAAUGGGGAAUUAAGUGAAGGUUCAACAGAUUCUUGUAACGAAUCCAAUACUACAGGUAAUAAUUGUCCACAUAUUCCAAAGGCAGUGAAUUUUAAUAAAAUUAAGAAAUGUGUUAAUAAAGUGGGAAUUAGUAUAGAAUGUUCAAUAUGUAAAAAGUGUAAAAAUUCAUCAAAAAUCGAUGAUGAGGAAUGUGUAACAAAUUCAGCAAUACUGAUUUGCUUACAAUGUGGACAUCAAGGUUGUGGAAGAGAAGAAUGUGGUCAUGCUUUGGAACAUUAUAAGAAGCCACAUAGUGAUUGCCAUGUCAUGGUUGUUGAAAGUCUUUAUUGGAGUGUUUGGUGUUUUCAAUGUGAAACAAAGAUUAAUGUUGGAUAUAAAAAAAAGCUUCAAGAAACAGUGGAGUUUAUAAAAAGAUCUACUACAGUAACAAAUUUGUUACAAAUUAAGACGUCAGUAACUCAACAUCAAAAAGAAACCACAGAUAUAGAUAAAGUAGAUAAAGAAAAAAAAUUGCAUAAUUUGCCGAAAGUAGGGGGUUUACUGAAUUUGGGGAACACCUGCUUUUUUAAUGCAGUUCUGCAAUGUUUAGCACAAACUCCUUUCUUAGUCAAAGUUCUUGAUGAUUUACGUCUUCCUGGACAAAAAUUCAUUUUACCAGGAGGCAAGCAUAAAUUUGCUAAUUCAGAGGAAGUUGAUCUACCACCAAUAGAGGGUGUUUUAGAAGGCUGGGGAAGUUUUACCUCAAUUUUAUACAAAACACUUACAGAAAUGCAAAAUACUGAUGGACGCCAAUCUUAUCGACCAUCAGAGUUAUUAAACUCGUUUAAAAAAAAAACAAUGCAAUGUAUGGAUGGAGGACAACAUGAUUCGCAUGAACUUCUUAGACAUCUGCUAGAAAUAGUACGAAAUGAAGACCUCAGAAGGUAUCAAAGUAUAAUUCUGAAAGAAGUUGGCUUGAAUGAAAAAACUAAACCAGAGGCUGUAGAAGAAAGUCUCAAAUCUCGUGUAAAAUUCUAUGGAAAUCAGGCUAGUUCAAGAUUACUUGGACCAGAACUUGUUUUUCGUGGAGUUUUGGUUUCAACGUUAGAAUGUCUGGAUUGUCAUCAUUCUUCACAAAGUACAGAGCCUUUCUUAGAUCUCAGUUUGCCGGUUAUGGCCGAUAAACCGCAACCACCAGUUUUGAAAAGAAAGAGCAAUGGCUUUGAAGAUACGUUUGACAUAGUCGGAAAUAAUAUUUCACAUGUACCUUCAAAACAUCAAUUGAAAAAAGAAAAAAAAGCUGCCCGAAAAAACCGAAAAAGUAAAAAACAAGACAUUCGUAAUCAGAAUGAUACUUUUAUAUCCGACAAAAGUAAUACCGUUGAAGAAAAUAAUGGCGUGCUUGAAUCAGAAGAGAGUGAUGCAGAUGUGGAAGAUAAUGCAGAAAUAGAAGGUCUUCUUCCAGAAGUUGGUGAAUCAGGUUAUAGUUCAGAAAAACAAUCUACAUUAGCAAGCCCAGCUUCUCCAUCAACUGAUACAAUGAAAACCACUACUGAAGUACCAUUAGAUAAUUAUUUACAAUUUAGUACAACAAAUAAUAUUUCCUUAGUACAGCUUCUAAAUCGUUUUGAUACAAAUUCAUUGCCCAGUCCGAGUUUAAAUGUAUGUACACCAAAUUCAUCACAAACAAAAGCUUUAGAUGCUGUAGAUAGUUCUGAAAGUUUGGAAAAUGAAAGUGGAAUCCAAACCAGAUAUUCUGUAUCUACUUCUUUAGCAAUGAGUUCAGAUUUCACGAGUCCAGAAAUUCCAACUGUUAAUUUUACGCCGAUUACGUUAAAAGAAAAUACAAAUUCUACUUCAAAUAUAGCAAAUGGUGAAAGUAUGGAAGAUACAAAAGAAAAUACUAGUUUAGAUUUAACGGAGUCUGUUAAUCAUCACAUCAAACAAGAAGAUUCUACAUGCAAUCAAUGGAAAAAGGAAAGGAGAAAAACAGAGGAACAUUCAAAUGACAUUAAUGGCGGAAUUGAUAACAUCACUUCUGGAAUUUCAAAAAUAGGAAUUAGUGGUAGUCUUCAACAAUCGCCUACUAGAUAUUCAACCAAGGAAGGAGAAUGUUCAAUACAAUCUUGUUUAAAUCAAUUUGCAGCUUUAGAAUUGAUGAGUGGUAGCAAUAAAGUUAGGUGUGAAGCUUGUACUGCCAAAGAAAAAAAGGUGAAGCCAAAUUGUAAGAUGGUAUGCACCCCAAGUACGAAACAAUAUCUGAUUUCUCGUGUGCCUGCGGUUCUAAUCUUUCAUUUGAAACGAUUUCAAGCACAACGAGUCGAUUUCCGAAAAGUAACGAGACAUGUUUCAUUUCCAAUAUUGCUUGAUUUAGCACCUAUCUGUAAAAAUCAUAAAAAAGCUAGAGUUUACGCACUUUAUGGUGUUGUUGAACAUAGUGGAACGAUUCAUGGUGGACAUUACGUUGCUUACGUAAAGUCACGAUUACCACUAACAUCAGAUGAUCCUCGAUGGUCGUUUCUGCCAGCAAAUGAUAAUAAAGAUACGCAUGAAAGUUCAUAUUCUUCAAAUUCUGAGUCUGAGUCUGAAGAAGCAGCUGCAGCUCCUUUAUCAACAAUAGAACCACCCCCUGGUAAAUGGUAUCAUGUUUCGGAUUCUAGAGUAACGGAAGUCGAUGAAACAACUGUGUUACAAAGACAAGCCUACCUCCUAUUUUAUGAAAGAAUUCUUUGAGCAUUUUUUCAGAGCAGAUCUUCUUCAGUCCUUGUUUGAAACAUCGACGAAAUUUGGAUUUUGCAUCAAUGAAAUAAAUCGAGUGAAAAAUA
Messenger RNA from Frieseomelitta varia, 3151 nucleotides. It is a transcript of the gene Usp16-45, whose product is annotated as ubiquitin carboxyl-terminal hydrolase 45. Gene Ontology annotation, cellular component: cytosol; nucleus. Bases 315 to 3059 code for a protein of 914 amino acids. Gene Ontology annotation, molecular function: cysteine-type deubiquitinase activity; cysteine-type endopeptidase activity; zinc ion binding. The record is from RefSeq and is a predicted model, not a curated record. Gene Ontology annotation, biological process: protein deubiquitination. The transcript has 14 exons. Lineage: Eukaryota; Metazoa; Arthropoda; Insecta; Hymenoptera; Apidae.